Molecule: messenger RNA, 1110 nt
Organism: Betta splendens (Siamese fighting fish)
Lineage: Eukaryota; Metazoa; Chordata; Actinopteri; Anabantiformes; Osphronemidae
Product: NACHT, LRR and PYD domains-containing protein 14-like
Exons: 5
Coding region: 70-549 (159 amino acids)
Molecular function (GO): protein binding
Source: RefSeq, a predicted model, not a curated record
CGACUGGAGACUCUGAGAUUGAGUCGCUGCAGUUUGUCAGAGAUCAGCUGUGAUUCUCUGGGUUCAGCUAUGAAGUCCAACCCGUCACAUCUGAAAUAUCUGAACCUGAGUCAUAACAAGCUGCAGGAUUCAGGAGUGAAGCAUCUGUGUCGUUUUCUGGAGAGUCGUGACUGUCGACUGGGGACUCUGAGAUUGAGUUGGUGCAGUUUGUCAGAGAUCAGCUGUGAUUCUCUGGGUUCAGCUCUGAAGUCCAACCCGUCACAUCUGAAACAUCUGGACCUGAGUGACAACAAGCUGCAGGAUUCAGGAGUGAAGCAUCUGUGUCGUUGUCUGGAGAGUCGUGACUGUCAACUGGAGACUGUGAGAUUGCAUUACUGCAGUUUGUCAGAGAUCAGCUGGUUUUAUCUGAGCGAAGCUCUGAAGUGCAACCCGUCACUUCUGACACAACUGGACCUGAGAGGAAACGUCCGGGAUCGAUAUUCAGUGCGUCUUUGUUACCAGGAGCAGUGUCCAGACUGUCGACCGUUGAUUCUAAGGUGCAUUUGGUGAUGAAUUUGAUGUAGAAGCAGCAGCAGUGUGUGUGUAGAUGUUCUGACUGGUUUAUGUUACUGGGAGCAGAGCUUCAUCCACAAGUAACUGACAGAGGAACCAGAACCAGUGGAAACAACUCUGUGUCAACUGAUCUGAAACCAGCUGCUCUGUGUUCAAUCGACCAGGAUCAUGUGGGAAAAAAAGUGUGUAGUGCAGUAGUUACAGUGGAUAUCGAGAACAAUGACAUGUAGUAUUUGAAUACAACUUGGAUAUUUCUGCUUUUUAACAUCCUUCAUUUAGGACCAAGGAUAAAAAGCCAUUGUUUCAUAUAAUGAACUAAUUUCCAAACCAAUCUGGCAGAAUCCAGAAUGUGGGGUCUCGUUCUGGGUGGACUCUUCCAAUCAUUGGUUCUGUUUCCUCGUCCCCUUCCUCGUUUGUGCUGUGAAUAUCAUAGAUGGAUUGUGGGAAGUUGAGGCCCAGUUUCUGGUCAUGUAGUGUCACUGCUGCCUGUCGCCACCAGAGGGCGCCAUAUGCACAACUCUGUCCACAAUCCAGAAUGCAAUAAACUUAUUUUAUUUC